Molecule: messenger RNA, 3616 nt
Organism: Ziziphus jujuba (common jujube)
Lineage: Eukaryota; Viridiplantae; Streptophyta; Magnoliopsida; Rosales; Rhamnaceae
Exons: 6
Coding region: 132-1754 (540 amino acids)
Source: RefSeq, a predicted model, not a curated record
AAUUUCUGUGUUUCCGAAGAGAAUAUCAAAUCCCUAAAAAAAAAAAAAAAAAAAAAAAAAAAAAGAAAGAAAAAAGGAAAAAGCCCUCAUUUUUAUGAGUAAUUAGGGUUUCGAUUUCUUUAUUCGCCAAAAUGGACGUCGACGUUUCUCGGUGGAUUCUGGAAUUUCUUCUCCGGAAAUGCGACGACGACGGUGUUGUCAAGAAAGCGCUCAAAGUAAUUCCCUUCCCGAACGACGAGUCACGCUUGAAGAAGGUCGUACUUCUCAGAGCCAUCGAAUCCGAGGUGUCGGAAGCUUCGGUGAGCGAAAAAAUCCUCGAGAACUUGGAGAUGUUAGAGGAACUAGAUCAGAGAGAAGGCACAGAUACACUAGACUCCAUGAAAGCCGCGUACUGUGCAGUGGCAUUGGAGUGUACGGCCAAAUAUCUAAGUGCGAGCAAACCGGGUAAAUAUUUUGAAGCCGUGAGGCGGAUUUGGAGAGGAAGGGUCUCUCACAUGGAGAGAUCUGGCAAGAGCCGCCUGUUAACGGAGGAGUUGAAGAAGAACGGUGAAGAGGUUGAAGCGGCAAUUUGGGAUGCUAACGUUUCCAAGAAGCUGUGUAGAAUGAACACCAGGAACGAAGCUCUCGGAUUGCUCAGUGUUUAUUUAGGAGAGGCGUGGGCUUUAAUGGGUCCCUCGUUCAUUGAAUGGGCAGCAAGAUUGAGUAUCAAGGAUAAAGGAGUUGACGGUUCAGGAGUUGAAGAGGGGAUUGGUGACGGAGUUGAUAGGGAUCGAGGUGAUGUCGAUAAUGGUGGGAAUGCGAAGGAUGGUGGUCAUGAGGUGGGUGCGCAAUCCAAUGUAGGAGUAGAAGUGCCGGAGCAGGUGGUAGUGGAUUCGCCGGAGCGGUGCGCGGAAUCGGGUUUGAAUGGUCUUCUUGAAUUGGCUGUUCAAUUCGAGAACCGGGUGGAUGGGAAUGGGAAUGUGUCUGAUCACAACCCCGCGGCCAAGAAAGAAGUGACUACGCCUAAAGAUAAAGAAACCCGAAAGGAAAAUGUGGGGCUUAGAUGCAAACAUGUUGCAGCCCACCGACGCCACAGAGGUCCAGCCAGAAUUACUAAUGGUGGGGAUUUGGACCCUGAGGCACUCUGCAACAAGGAUGAUUCCUUAUCUAGUGCUGACGUUAACAAAGCACGUCAAUCACUUAAAUCUAGCCGUAUGGAGUUACUCGCAGUAGUGACGGACCCACUUCCGGAGGCGAUACAAAGGUCUGAAAUUAUAAUUUCUAAUUUGGCAACAAAAAAUGUGAAUCAUGAGCCUUCUUUGCAAAAUGAAGGUCGAAAGGACUUAGACGAAUCAAAUUCAUCUGUUGACAAGAAUGCUGAAACUAUUCAACCUAGUGAUAUCAAUGUUGGAGAUCCAUCCUGCAGUCAUCAGAAGAAUAAUGUUCCUCGUCCUACCUUGAUGGAACGUAAUAGCACUGCCCAGACUUAUGAGUGGGAUGAUUCCAUUGAUGGCUCGCCUGAAAGAAAUAGACUUCACCUUCCCAGUCCAAAGAGGAAGAUAAGUUCUCCUUUGCAAAAGUAUGAAAUGACAAAAAUUGCUAAACGGAGAAAAAUUAAGAAAUGGAGCUUGGUCGAAGAAGAGACAUUAAGGGAUGGUGUAAAAAAGUUUGGUAAAGGGAACUGGAAACUCAUCUUGAACUGUUAUCGUGAUGUAUUUGAAGAGAGAACGGAGGUUGAUUUGAAGGAUAAAUGGAGGAACAUGUCGCGGUAUUGAACAUGUCAACAGUAUUCAACAUGUAACAGCUUUUUGUAUAUUGGCUGGUGUUGUAAAAUAUCAGUGACGCGCCUGAACAAUAUUGGCUGCUGUUGUAAAAUAUCAGUGACACGCACCUGAACAAUGUUACAACACCUGAACAAUGUUACAUACCUCGUGACUCUUUCUGGUUUUUACGUCAUCUCAGUAACUUUGUACACAGUAGGAUAUUGUACAUAUUGAUGAAAUUAAUUCAUUUUGGCGAACUUUAGAAUUUUUCUAUAAGAUAUGUAGAGUUGUUCCAAUUAAAUUUUCAUUUUAGUUUUAUUAUGCCUUUGAAGUAGCUGGUAUGAGUAAAACUUUUAUGAUAGCCGAAAAUUAUUAAAAAAAACACCUAUCUCUUUGUGUUGCUCAAAGGAUACGAAACUAUACAUUGUAUAUGGGGAAAAGGAAUAGGAAACCUAAUUGUAUGUCUUUUUGAUAAUUUAAUGAUAUCAAAGUUAGAUUUAUAUUUUAAUUUUUAUUUAUGAUGGACAACCUUGGUGGUAGAAGAAUGUUGUGGGUCAUUUUUAUCUCGUGUUCCUGGAAAUCGUUGCAACAUAUGACAAAGCAAUAAGUUUUUAAUAAUGCUAUAUUUAUUAAAUUUGUUAAACAAAUGAUGUGACAGAUAGAUGAUAUUUUUAAGGAUUAUUUUUUAAUUUAUUUUUCUAUUUAAAAAUUUAUUUAUUCGUAUUUAUGUUAUAUAAAUAUAUUAAUCAAUUAUAUUGUAAUAUAUGUUAUUUGAUAAAUAUUUUAAUACAUGUAAUAUUACUUAUAGGAGUUAUACUUAGGACUUUUUAUAGGUAUUAUACUUGACGACUCUUUAAUGUGUUUGGGACUUUUUAAUGUGUUUGGGUAACCGUGGUUAAGAAUCUAUAUGUUUCAAACCAUUUUCCUUCUUAAGAAGUCUAAGUCAACAAACAUAGCACACUUUGAUUGAAUUCCUUGCAGUGGUGGAACCAUCUGUGUCUCCACUAGGCGGCCUGACUUUAUUUUUUUCAUAUCAAUAAUUUUCAAGAUCGAUCUUUGUAACUCAAUUUACAAACCGAUUUCAUUUCUAAAACUUUCUCGCAGUUCCUCAGACAAACUGUGCUAACUGCGAAGAUCUUCUGCUGUCCUUCACUCAUACCUAAACCUAGAAAAGAAAAGAAACAGUCUUUUUGACGAAAGUUGCCAUGGCUAAGUUUGCAGUUGGAGAGGUGGCAUUUGUGGGGUUGAUAGCUUGCAUGUUGGUAUGUGCAUCUCCUCGAGUUGAUGCAAAAAUAACGUGCCUUCAGGUCACCAACUGGCUGACACCGUGCAUCAGCUAUGGAGUGAUGGGAGGGUCGGUGCCAAUGGAAUGCUGUACUGGAAUUCAUGAACUGAAUGCUGCUUACAAGACCAUAGAGGAUAUCAGAAAAGCUUGCAGUUGUGUUCAAAAUGGUGCUGCUAUGAGUCCUGGAGUUGACUAUGAUCGUAUUAAUGAGCUUCCUGGAAAAUGUAGCUCUAAUUUUCCCUACAGAGUCUAUCCCGAUACCGAUUGCUCUAAGGUAGGUUUUGCACUGUCUGAGCAAAGCUCAAAGUAAUCUGAUAUGAGAGUAAAGCUCCUUGGAGAAUCGAUGUCCUUCACAUGAAGCUACUAGCUAUAUUGUACCUGUAUAGCUUGCCACAUAUAAUAAAUCUUUAAAUUCUUUUCAAUCGUGGGACUUGGGAGAGGAAGAGAUUUGAGGAUAUAAUGUACCAAAAAACCAUUGCAAUCAUACUUUUAAUUCUUGAUAAGUGGCCUGAUAUCAAAUCAAAUUACUUAAUCACUUGUAACAAUUUUGAUACUUGGAAUAUAUCUAUAUAUUGCUGAUUUUAUAUCA